Myzus persicae (green peach aphid) is the source of this 2550-nucleotide messenger RNA. RefSeq lists its product as uncharacterized. Gene Ontology annotation, molecular function: DNA binding. Bases 512 to 2521 code for a protein of 669 amino acids. NCBI's taxonomy places the organism in Eukaryota, Metazoa, Arthropoda, Insecta, Hemiptera, Aphididae. The record is from RefSeq and is a predicted model, not a curated record. Gene Ontology annotation, biological process: regulation of transcription by RNA polymerase II. Gene Ontology annotation, cellular component: nucleus. The transcript is spliced from 10 exons.
GUCGCAACAGUGCACAGACGCAUCGCCGCGUUCCGUAACCGGUGUACACCGUGUCUGCUCUCCGAAACCGUUUAUCGUGUGCGUUCUCAUUAAUUAAUAUCUGAUAUAAUUUUGUAUAUUAUCUCCCUGUAUUAAUAUAUAGGUAACACGAAAGACACUGUAUCAUGUUUUUGUAACAGUUUCUGGGGAAAAAAAGUAAUACUUUUUCUUCUGUGUAAUUACGAUAAUAAUACUUGGAGUUAAAUAUUAUAUUAUACGCCUAUAGUAUACGUGUGACGUUCCAUAAUCGCCAAUAUUCUUUACGACGAAAUUUCGUGAAGACAUUUUACUAAUUAGUGAGUGCUUUUUGGUUUUACCUACUUUGCUUUAACCCGAGUUUUCCCGCCUUUUACCGGACAAGGUUCGACAUUAUUCGUUCAAAAUUGGCCGCAUCAAGCAGAAUCCGGUUCGUGUAGCCACUGGCGAAACGGCUGCGCACGACUUGUUAAGUACCGGCUUGCCAAUUGACUGUAUGAAAAUGGCAAUGGAUGCCACAGAUAGCGCAAGACUUGGAUUAAACUUGAAUUUGAGCGUGCAGCCUCAAUCAUAUCAUUGGAUUCAAUCACCUAAAGGUACUGAUGAUGAGGAUGAGGAUGACCGUAGAAGAGAGGAUGACGAUUGUUCACCGGAAGAAGAACCGGAUAUCCUGGAAAUGCAGAGAGAAGAACGUGAAACUCUUAAUCAGUUGGCUCGUCGUUUGGCAAAUGGGCCACACGGACUGAUGGGAGGUCAUACCGCGUCUAUGAUACAACAUUUGGUUUAUCGCCAUCCUAAUGGGAUGCCUUUAUCCGAUCAGAUCGUCAUGCCAAUUCCCUCUAGACGACCGGCCAAUAUAGAAUCACCACCAGGAUCUAGUCGUUCAGGUGACACACCUCUUGGUCAUGAAUAUACACCCGAAAACGAGUCAUCUCUGUUGGCCAGAAAGGGUGAGGCACAAUCGUGGACUUUUGAAGAACAGUUUAGACAGCUAUAUACGGCGGGCAACGAAACGGACAGACGCAGUUUCCUGGAUUCGCUGUUCAGUUACAUGCAGGAACAAGGGACUCCAAUCAGCCGACUUCCCAUCAUGGCUAAACGUGUGUUGGAUUUGUACACACUGUACAAGCUGGUCGAUCAAAGAGGUGGAAUCGUGGCGGUUAUCACUAAAAAACUGUGGCAAGAGAUAAUCCGAGGCUUGGGCCUACCGCCGUCCAUCACUAGCGCGGCUUUCACAUUAAGAACACAAUAUGUCAAGUAUCUGUACGCGUACGAGUCGAAAAUGAAUCAGUUCAGCACGGUUGACGAAUUGAACAUGGCCAUAGCGGGAAACCGGCGUGAGGGCCGCCGGAACAAGUCGCUUCUGUCUGAGUACUUGCCGGCACUUCCGGCGACGACAGCCGCCGGCCAGCUUCAUCACCACGGCCAACUGUCAUCGGCGGCGCACGGACAGCACCAUAAUCACCAGCAACAACAGCACCAUCACCAGCAGCAGCAGCACCAUCACCAGCAGCAGCAGCAGCAGCAUUACGCCAACGUGCUGGCCGCAGACGAUCGGUUCCGCCACUUGGCAGCCGCCAUCAUAGACAACAACAGACACCGCGCCGCCGCGGAACAGGGCAGACAGCAGCCGUCGUCGUCUUCGUCGUCGCCACGGCCAGGCAGUCCGAUGCAAAGACUGGCCCAACUUCAGCCACCACCGCCGACAGCUGCUGCCGAAUCUUCACCAAUAUUCAACAGUCACCAGCUCCAACUGCCGCCUUAUCAAUCAGCCACGAUGAUGGCCGCUGCAGCACAUCAGGUGGCAGCCGGCGACCAUACUAGCAAACAGAGAGAAAUUCUCAGUAUGUUAAUGUGGAUGGAUUUAAUGCGAGCUAAUCAAACAGCUAUUCCAAGACUUUCAAUACAAAACUUGCAGCAGUCGCCGUACGCUUCCGCACCCGCCGCGAUGAAUCUACAACGCCAGUCUCCGGUAGCAUUGCACCCAAACAACGGACCACCGGCUGUACCGGAACAGUGUGAGGCGUUGAAUUUAGGUAAGAAGGAUCAAGGAACCAACAACAACAACGCUGGCGAAAACGAGGACGAACCGGAUCAAAAACGAGUCAAGACGGAACGGUCGCCUCGGGGUGCCGUGGUUAGCCGUCCUGUCAGCCCCAAGAUGAGCCCUGAACGAUUUCCGGCGCCAACCGGAAGUAGCCCGGUACGGGAGUCCGCUGCUACAUCCCCUGAACGGAAUGGCGACGACUUAUGCCGUGACAGCAACGGCACCAUCGAAAUGGACAUCAACGUAUCUGCCGGUAUGCCUAGCGGUCUCAAAAUAAACGUUUGUAAAAGAACAAAAAAUGGGAUUUACAAAGGUCAACUCGUCAAGGUUGAAUCAGAAGUAAAUGGAGGAACGAAAAACUCUAAACCCUUUAUUUUGCGUCUCAAUGGCGAACUCUACACAGGAUGCCUCCAACAACAAAGCAGUGUUGUUAAUCAUGACGAACAUCAUUCUAAUUAAAAUAUUAGACGUAGAUAAGCACAACAAAA